Molecule: messenger RNA, 585 nt
Organism: Camellia sinensis
Lineage: Eukaryota; Viridiplantae; Streptophyta; Magnoliopsida; Ericales; Theaceae
Source: RefSeq, a predicted model, not a curated record
AUGGCCAACACAAACAACUUCUUUCAGCCCCAGUUUCCAAAACUCAACAAGGAGAACUAUAAAAAUUGGAGUAUUCAAAUGCAAAUCCUAGUAGCCUCACAAGAUUUGUGGGAGUUAGUGGAUCGACGAUAUAAUGAGCCAGUUACUCUCACAGAUGAAGGAAAUUUAAAUGAUGCUCAAAAGAUGACGUUAAAAGAUUCAAGGAGGAGAGAUAAAAAGGCCUUGUAUCUACUCUAUGGAAGCAUUAAUGAGUCAAGCUUUAAGAAGAUUUCAACAGUAGCAACCUCUAAAGAGGCAUGGAGUAUUCUUCGCAAUUCAUACCGCGGAUUUGAGAAGACGAUCAGAGUUCAACUCCAGAUGUUACAUGGCGAAUUCAAGAUGCUGCACAUGAAUGAGAAUGAGUCAAUUUCUGAGUAUUUUAACAGAACAUUGGCCAUUGUUAAUCAGAUGAGAAGAUACGGAGAGCAGAUGAAAUCUCUUCAAGUGAUAGAGAAGAUUCUCCGAUCACAGAGUCCCAAGUUCGAGCACGUAUUUGUAGCAAUAGAAGAGUCCAAGGAUCUCAGUGCCAGGGCAACCGAUGAGUAG